This is a messenger RNA of Sitodiplosis mosellana (orange wheat blossom midge), 3211 nucleotides long. It is a transcript of the gene pug, whose product is annotated as C-1-tetrahydrofolate synthase, cytoplasmic. NCBI's taxonomy places the organism in Eukaryota, Metazoa, Arthropoda, Insecta, Diptera, Cecidomyiidae. The record is from RefSeq and is a predicted model, not a curated record. The transcript has 11 exons. Gene Ontology annotation, biological process: tetrahydrofolate interconversion. Gene Ontology annotation, molecular function: ATP binding; methylenetetrahydrofolate dehydrogenase (NADP+) activity; formate-tetrahydrofolate ligase activity. Bases 148 to 2958 code for a protein of 936 amino acids. Gene Ontology annotation, cellular component: cytosol.
AGUCUGUAGAGGUGAACUACACACACUGUGUUAAUCGGCUUACUAGCACGUAUGCUUGUCGCAAACAACGAUUCAAAGCACCAGUUGAGCUGCAGCUACUGAUUGGUAAACAUCGAACAACAAACACUUUUAUUUGUGUAGUAAAAUAUGGCCAAAAUCAUUUCGGGAACUGAAACCGCCAAGGCAAUUCGUGCGGAAUUAAAGCAGCAAGUUUCGGAUAUUCAGAAUAAGUACCCAACUUUAGUGCCGGGAUUGGCAAUUGUACAAGUCGGUGGACGUGAUGACUCGAAUGUGUAUAUUCGUAUGAAAAUUAGGGCCGCCGCCGAAAUUGGCAUUGAAGCGCAACAUGUGAAUUUGCCAAGAACAAUAACACAAAGUGAACUUUUGGCAAAGUUGGACGAAUUAAACAAUGACGACAACGUUCAUGGUAUUAUCGUUCAAAUGCCAUUGGAUUGUGAGGAGAAGAUUGACUCUGAUUUGGUCACCGAUUACGUGAGCCCCGAAAAAGAUGUUGAUGGAUUGCACACAUUGAAUGAGGGCCGAACGGCAAUCAACACCAAGACUGGUUUCGUUCCAUGCACACCAAACGGAUGCAUCGAAUUGAUCAAACGCGCUGGCAUCACAAUUGCUGGCGCCAGAGCCGUUGUUCUUGGUCGCAGUAAGAUUGUUGGAACGCCUGUCUCCGAGCUACUCAAAUGGCAUCAUGCAACCGUCACAAUUUGCCACUCAAAAACUAAAAACCUACCCGAUGUGAUCAGAGAAGCCGACAUCUUAGUAGUCGCCAUCGGUUCAGCAAAAUUCGUGAAGGGAGACUGGAUAAAACCAAAUGCGGUUGUUAUUGACUGUGGAAUCAAUUCGAUUACAGUGCUCGAUACGGCCACCAACAAGUCAGUGCAGCGUUUGUGCGGUGACGUUGAUUACGACGAAGCAUCAAAAGUUGCAUCAUACAUAACGCCAGUGCCAGGCGGUGUUGGUCCAAUGACGGUGGCCAUGUUGAUGAAGAACACGGUUCAAUCCUAUUUGCGAUGGGUAGAGAGAAUCACCGGCAAAGACUGGAAUCUAAGCACAUUGCCAUUGCAUUUGAUCAAACCAGUUCCAAGUGAUAUCGCAAUUGCACGCGCUCAACAACCGAAAGAUAUUAAGAAAUUGGCCGAUGAAAUUGGACUGCAAUCAAGUGAAGUGCACUUGUUUGGACCGAAAAAAGCGAAAAUUUCACUGAAAACACUUACUCGACUUCAAGAUAGACCCGAUGGAAAAUAUGUCGUCGUUGCUGGAAUCACGCCAACACCAUUGGGAGAGGGCAAAAGUACGUGUACCAUUGGUUUGACACAAGCAUUGGCCGCUACAAAACGUGUCAAUACUUUCGCUUGUUUGCGUCAACCAUCGCAAGGACCAACUUUCGGAAUCAAAGGAGGUGCUGCUGGUGGUGGAUACAGUCAAGUAAUUCCGAUGGAAGAUUUCAAUCUGCAUUUAACCGGUGACAUUCAUGCCAUUACGGCGGCCAACAAUCUCUUGGCUGCUCAAUUGGAUGCUCGUAUUUUUCACGAGUCAACGCAAACCACCGAGGCUCUGUACAAUCGUCUCGUGCCAGUCAUCAAGGGCAAACGUAGUUUUUCACCAAUUCAAUUGAGACGCUUGCAACGGUUGAACAUCCAAAAGACUGAUCCAAACGAAUUAACAGCGGACGAAAUCUCACGAUUCAGUCGUUUGAACAUCGAUCCCAAGAAGGUGGUUUGGACUCGUGUUUUGGACAUCAAUGAUCGAUACUUGCGUGAAAUUACCAUCGGUGAAUCGAAAACCGAAAAAGGAUUCACGCGAAAGGAGAGCUUCUCAAUUUCGGUGGCUAGUGAAAUAAUGGCAAUUUUGGCAUUGGCCAGAGAUUUGACCGACAUGAAAGAACGUUUAGCCAAAAUGGUGGUCGCUUUUGAUUUGAACGGUAAUCCAGUUGUUGCUGAUGAUUUGGGUAUUACCGGCGCUUUGAUGAUCUUGUUGAAAGACACAAUCGAACCAACGUUGAUGCAAACUCUCGAAGGAACACCCGUUUUUGUUCACGCCGGCCCAUUCGCAAAUAUUGCUCACGGUUGCUCGUCAAUUGUUGCCGAUAACAUUGCAUUGAAAUUGGUUGGUCAAGACGGUUUCUGCAUAACCGAAGCUGGAUUUGGAUCAGACAUUGGCAUGGAGAAAUUUUUCGAUAUUAAAUGCCGCACAUCACAAAAGGUACCCGAUGCUGUCGUUUUGGUUACAACCGUUCGUGCAUUGAAAAUGCACGGUGGCGGCUCAGCUGUUACACCAGGUGCACCAUUGAAAAGCGAAUACACAAGCGAAAACAUCGAUUUGGUCAAACAGGGUCUACCGAAUCUGAUUAAACACAUCGGCAAUGGCGUUAAAUUCGGCGUUCCAGUCGUGGUUUGCGUCAAUGUUCAUGCAAACGACACUGAAGCCGAACUCGAAGUGGUGCGAAAAGCAGCCAUUGACAACGGAGCAUUCGAUGCAGUUAUAAGCCAUCAUUACGCCGAAGGUGGCAAAGGAGCUGAAAAAUUGGCUGAAGCCUUGAUUAAAGCAUGCUCAAACAAAAAAUCAACAUUCCGUUUCUUGUACAAUUUGAACGAGUCCAUUGAAGAAAAAAUUGCCACGAUCGCACAAGAGAUGUACGGUGCUGGUGAAAUUGAACUUCAACCCAUUGUCAAAGAGAAGAUUCAACUGUAUAAUGCACAAGGUUUCAACCGACUUCCAAUUUGUAUGGCAAAAACAUCAAACUCAUUAACUGCCGACCCAGCGAUUAAAGGAGCCCCAAUUGGUUUUAAAAUCGUUGUAAAUGACAUCUUUAUCUCGGCCGGAGCCGGUUUUAUUGUGCCAAUUUGCGGUGAUAUUUCAAAAAUGCCCGGAUUACCAACACGACCGUGCUUCUAUGACAUGGACUUGAACACCGAAACUGGUGAAAUCGUAGGACUUUUCUAAAAAGCAAUUUAAUUUUACGGAGUUUCACUUUGAAACACUGAUUCUUUGGACGAACUUGAUAUUGAUUGUUAUAAUGUAUUUUUUUCUAAUUUUUUUUAAACUGUUGAAAAGAAAAUUAUAAUUGAAUUUUUUUACAUACGUUGAAACGUAUAUAUACGUUAUGUGCAACGUUCGACUCGUUGAACCGAUUGAAAAUUGUCAAAUUUAAUCGUAUUCUUAGGAACAAAACGAAAAUAAAUUUGUUAUGUUAAAA